This is a messenger RNA of Phymastichus coffea, 5128 nucleotides long. RefSeq lists its product as uncharacterized. The transcript has 19 exons. The record is from RefSeq and is a predicted model, not a curated record. Gene Ontology annotation, biological process: phosphorylation. Gene Ontology annotation, molecular function: ATP binding; kinase activity. The coding region runs from base 1029 to 4979 and encodes 1316 amino acids. NCBI's taxonomy places the organism in Eukaryota, Metazoa, Arthropoda, Insecta, Hymenoptera, Eulophidae.
UUGCUCACGUAUAAUCAACUAAGUUUCAGUUAAGGACGAUCAAUCGUCAAUCUUUUUCUCAUUCACGAAGAAAGGAGCUUCUUUAUCGCGCUCCCGCAAACCCGAGCGUCCAGUCGAACUAUAAACGUCAGUCCAGCGUGCACGAGUCAGUCAGAUAGUCAAUCUUGGAGCAGUUUGGAUUUCUGUGUACAACGAGAAGAAAAAAGAAAUAAAACAAAUCGUGUACGACAAGUAUCAGCGUGGAGGAAAAGUCAAGCGGGUAAACAUUUGUGUUUUCUAGUGUUUCACAUCUGGGAAAUUUCAAAGCGAUUCGUGGAUCACUGAAAAUUAAUUACGUUCAUAAAGGUAAACUUUGCCUGUUGAUGUUUAAGAAUGCAUAUGAAUUUAGAAAUCAUUGAAACUCGAGAUGACGAGUUCACAAGAACAAGUUGCAUGCUCUUCUUUCGAUCUUCAACCUAUUCUUUAGUACGCUCAUAAAAAAAACUUGUCAGACUAGUCUCAUUAUACACGCACACACACGCAUACACAUACACACACCCUCACACCCAUACAUACACGCGCGCACACACACACACGCACACACACGCACGCACACACACACACAUCGAAAAUAACUUGUAUCUCAUCCAAAUACAAGGAUUCGCUGCAGAGGAAAACUAUCAAUUUUUUUAUUAUCAACAAACGAUAUGUUUAAGUAGCGCGUGUUUGAGUACCGAGAUAAAAAUGGGGAGUAAUAUUUGAAUAAGUUCAUUGAUAAUGUGUAAAAAACAGCACCUCUCGGCAAAAUAUAAGCCUUUGUAUUACGUAGCAUAGCCUUGGCGUUUCCAUUCCAAUUGAGUAUAAUUGUAAGUUAAAGAACAGAGUUGUGUAUAUCCGCGCCAAGCGAACGUUCUUUGGAAUCUUACAAAAUAAUCAUGGUCGAAGAGAUAAAUUGAUAUACUUGAUCACUUAACAUGAUGCAAUUUCUUUAGAAGGCAAUAACUUAUCUUGGAGAAUAAUGAUAAUGUGAUGAACGAGUGACCGCUAUUAUGGAGUGGAUUUACGAAAGUCUUAAAAUUUUCGCGCUUUUCUUAACGACUCUCUGGUUUUUCACAUGGCUAUGCGAGAGCCGCAAUGGAUCAGGUUGGCUGUUCGCAUUGAGGCGGCAAUUGGCUUUCCAAUGGAUUUUAAUGAGGCAGAAGGUCGCGUCAAGAGCAACUUCUUCUUCCAGUAGUAUGAUGAGAACGCUUAUUGAUGACGUCUCUGAUCUGAAACACGACACAAACAUUAUAAGCUAUUACGGAACAGACCAGAGGCAUAAUCACUUGUUUAUUAGAAUUAAUCAUCGGCUAAAAAAGCCCAGUGAGCUGGUACUUUUUUUAAGGCUGGACGAUGGGCGCACUUAUGAAUUACCUGAUCACCCUAAUACAGUCAUAAGUGACAUAGAAAACUCAACUUGGUCGGCUACUGAUUUAAAAAUACACGUGCUGCAGUCGACAAAACGCACGCGAAUUUUAUUUAACGGGCUUCUUAGAUUGGGUAAUCGAAAGGAUAUUAAUUGUGAUAUCGAUGUUGACGUUCAACACAUACGUUUGAAUUGCAUCUUCAUCGCAAAUACCAAGCCGUAUUUUCAGAAGGAGUAUUGGAGUACAAAUUUAUUAACCGAAACAUUAGCACAUAGUUCUUGGAAAAAAUCAAAAUGGAACGAUUUUCUCAACAAAUUGGACGUCGAUCAAAUCGACCAAUAUGGUUCGAUAAUGGCUCAAGUAACAUUCGAAGAUUCGUCUAUCAGGCAGCUAUAUUUGCGAGGAAUGAGAACUUCUCAAUGGGGAAAAUUUGAUGCUAUCUAUUUUGAAAGAAACUUUUGUAUCACGGGUACUGACACCUUGGGAAUUUCAUUCCAUUUGCGAUUGAGCAAUCUUAAGGAUGACGUUAAAAAUAUACGUUUAGGUCAUGUGAAAAAUCACGAGGAUAAUUUACAUCCCAUCCAAUCGAUGAAUUUUGAUGUUGACGAAUUCAUGAAUCGUUACAAUAACGGAUUUGACGAAUACUCAUUUCAAUUUUCAGCUGGCAAAAGAAAAUACGAAGCACUCAUUAAAUUACACAGGGAAACCCUAAAAACUUUUUACGGCGGCUCUCCUUGGGAUUCUCAGUAUAUUUUUUGCCGAUUCGAAUUAAAGCUGAAUAAUAUUUCUGGUGUCGGAAUGAUACAAUUAUGUGAGCCAUUUGUCGGACCGUGUCCUAUAAAUAUUCCCUCUCCCAAAAAAUUAACUCUAACGAGCAAGCCAGCUGCUGAUAAACAAGUCUAUACACUACUUUUCGAGGAUCAACGGUGUCGGAAUGAAUGUCUGGUCGGUGGUAAGGGAGCAUCACUUGCUGAACUUACUGCAAUCGAAACCACAAAGUUUAUAGUACCCAAAGGAUUUUGCAUAACAACAAAUGCACUAGAUGCGCAUAUCAAAUGUCACGCAAACUUGACGGAAACGAUUGACGAAUUCGUCAAAGUUUGUUGUGAGGAAAAAGCAGGAGAUACAAAAGAACGCACUCAGAAAGUGAUAGCUGUAUUGCAAAGUACUCCGAUGCUGCACGCAGUCCAAGCUGAAAUUUUAAGAACAUUUGAAAUGUUAGAUUCCAAGUCUACAUACGCGGUGAGAUCAAGCGCGGUGGGUGAAGACAGUGAUGACACGUCUGCAGCUGGACAAAACUCGACGUAUCUUGGUAUCGAAAGUGUCGACAAAGCCAUUAUGUACGUCACUCACUGCUGGGCUAGUCUGUAUACUCAUCAAAGUGUCGAAUACAGGCGACAGCAUGGACUUCCGAUAAAAGCGUCGAUGGGUGUUUGUGUGCAACAAAUGGUCGAUGCAGAGGCUGCCGGAGUAAUGUUCACGAGGCAUCCAAUCACCGGAAAUCCCAAAGAAAUAUUAAUUACCUCGAAUUACGGUUUGGGAGAGAGUGUUGUGUCCGCCCUCGCAGAUCCAGACACGAUAAUCGUCCAGCGAGACAAGAAGAAUUCACUGACCAUCAAGUCAUCGACGAUUGGGAAAAAAUCACGAAAGGUUACUGUAAAUAGCGACAUCGGUGGUACAGUUCACGCAGACGUGUCCGAAAGUGCAAAAUCCAAGCUAUCGAUUAACGACGAAUUGUCUUUGAAACUGGCUGAGAUCGGAGUGAUGCUUGAUAAGUUGUACAAUGCACCGCGAGAUAUUGAAUGGGCUGUCUCAAAAGGCCAGAUCUACUUGUUGCAGUGCAGACCUGUGACUGCAUUGGACGCUUGGACAGAAUUUGAGCUUAUACACGAGUUAGGUGGAGGUGUCCCAAGUGAUAGCGAUAUUCUGACUCUCGCUAAUGUAGGCGAAGUUUUACCAAUGGUUGCGACGCCCUUGACCAUUAGUACUAUUAUUCACGCUCUUAACAUUUCCGUAGAAAGUAGUAUAGAAAGGCGUCUUAUGAGCGAUAACUAUAAACAUGGCAUGUUUAUUGUUAAUUCCAAAUGCUUUCUUAAUUAUGCGAAUUUUUUCUUGCGAUACGUUGAGGAGAGGAUAACGCUCGGUAGUAAAGUGAUGGAAAUCGCGGUGUGCGGUCACACUGUGAUUACGCCGGAACUCAAUGAAUUAGGAUUAAAGCGAAACGGUGGUCCUGCGGGAAAACGAGAUCGACUAAAACUUCUGUGUGAAAUGGGUGCCGAUCUUUGGAAUAACUCGCGAGCUGUCAGACAAGCCAACGAGACCAUCGAACGAUGUAGAAUGAUUUCAAAAACGAUGCCAGGCCUAUCAGCCAACCAAUUACAUAAACUGUUGGGUGACAUAAUGUCUGAGCACGUUAACCUUACAAUGCUUCAUACCCAUACCACCAGGUGCAGUGUCUUCAGUCAAGUAUUAAUGCUGUCGAUACUCUCCGAGGGCAAUGAGCAACUUUCGAUGGAGCACUACUCAGAUAUCGCUGUGUUGCUUGGCUCGUGUAGCGACGUUAUUAGCGCGCAAGUGCCAUUGACACUCAAACAGAUAACGCAGACAAUCAAGGAGAACGAUUUGAGCGAGGACUUUAAACAAGUCAAUCCCUCGGAAGCACUUUCCUGGCUACUAACCCACUGCCCGAAAGUUCACAACCAAGUCCAGAAAUUCAUCGAAAUCCAUGGCCAUCGAGGAAUCGAAGAGUUCGAACUCAUCACGGAAACUUGGGGUAUGAAACCCGAAAAGUUUCUGUUAAUCGUCCAGUCGAUGUUAGAUUCCCCUACCGACAACAACACUAAAACCAGUGAGCUCAGCCCGAGAGAAACAGUAGCUCUUCUCAAAACACCUCGUAAGUCGAGCACACGGUGGGUGAUGGCGAUGUUGCUACCAUGGAUGCGACGCACAGUUUCACAGAGAGAGCACACCAAGUGCCUUCUAAUUGAAUUGGUGCAUAUAAUGCGUAUGGGUUAUCGUAAAUUGGCGGAAAUGCUCGUGCAAGAAGGCACUCUACCCGAACAAGAACUCGUAUUUUUCCUCACGCGCGAAGAGCUUGCCAAGAUCGUUCGCACUCCUUGUCCUAGCUUAAUAAGAAAGGCUGUGAGACGCAGAAAGCUCAGACCUAAGCUGCAAAAAUACAAAUAUAAUGAAAUUAGUUAUGGAAUGCCAAAACCUAUCAAGCUAACGAAACUGUCAACAUUUAGUGGCGGAGCCCGUAUUCAAGGGACCUCGGUGUGUAACGGUGUGGCAACAGGUCGAGCUUGUGUGGCUUUAAGCCUUAAAGAAGCAGCACUUAUUCGAUCCGGAGAUAUUCUUAUAACUCAGGCAACCGACAUCGGCUGGAGUCCGUAUUUCCCAUUGCUCGCAGGUGUCGUCACCGAACUUGGUGGUCUGAUUAGCCAUGGUGCCGUAGUUGCUAGGGAAUAUGGCUUACCAUGUAUAGUUAGUGCUGAAAAUGCCACGAGGAUCUUUACAACUGGUGACACUGUCACGCUGAACGGAUAUGCAGGCACGAUAGAAUUUUCGGAAGCAAUGCACCGUGAAAAACCUUAAUUAAUAUUGUUAUGAAGCACUGUUUUGUUGAUCGUUAGUAUCAAUAUUGUUAAGUUUUGAUGAAUGGUUUUAAUUGUAAAAAUAAAACUGCAUUUGCUUUUCUAUUGGUAUAUCCAGCAAUAUCGUAAUAUAUUAUAAUAGUUGUUUCA